GCCACUGCGCAUGCGUAGCCGAUCCCCGAUGUUUCGAUUUCAGGAGGGAAGGUCGAUAGAAGAAAAACUCAACUCCAAAAAAAAUACGUGUCAGGGGCAACACACUGGGCAGCAACAGAUACUCCAGGAGUCUUUGUGGGAGAAGAUAGAGAUAAGAGGAGAAGAGACUGAAGAGAUAAGGGGGAUAAAAAGAGAAGAGAGAGAGAGUCAUUGGCCAUGUUAAAAUGAGGAGAGAGGAGAAACGGGGUGAGGCAUGAGUGGGGAGGAGAACACGACAGAAUGUGAAGUCACCAACCAGAAGAGCAGCAGCAGCAGUCCAGUGAACACAAACAUUAAAUGAGUUCCUGGUGGAAAUGUUUCAAACACUCCUGACAGAGUCGGAGGAAAGAAGAAGAGGAAGAAGAAGAAGAAAAUUUUGCUUUGGACGCAGUCAGUCGGCUUUUAACAGCCAAAGAAGAACAACAGGAAGGAGUGGACACAUUCUGCCUAUUUUUGGUUGUGUGGUUGUCGCUGAAAAAAUGUGGAUUCCCUGAAGGAUUUCCUAAAUGACCAGAGGAGGACAUGAACCUGCAUCUAGUGCCGGGGCUUAAGGAAUAGUCUCAUCUCAGGAAAAGCAAGUGGAUAAACCUCUAACCUGACUCAAAGGCCUCUUCUGUCCAGCCAGGAUGCCCGAACGAGUGAGAGACUUCCAGGGUCAGAGCUUCCACAGGCUGCGGCGGGACUGCAUGCGUCGAGGUGCGCUCUUCAAGGAUCCCCUGUUCCCCACCACCGCCCAGUCCCUGUUUUACAAAAGGCAGCCCCCGCUGGGACUGACCUGGAAGAGGCCGAGGGAAAUAUGCAAGGACCCUCGUCUGUUUGUCGAUGGCAUCAGCACUCGUGACUUGCACCAAGGCAGUCUGGGUAACUGCUGGAUGAUGGCUGCCAUUUCCUGCCUGGCGUCUGAGCCAUCUCUGUGGAAGAGGGUCAUCCCUGACCACGUGGAACAGGAGUGGAACCCGAAACGCCUUGACUUAUAUGCGGGAAUCUUUCAUUUCCGGUUCUGGCGCCUUGGCUGUUGGAUGGACGUUGUUGUGGACGACCGUCUGCCGGUCAGCAGGGAUGGCGUGCUGCUUUUCUGCCGCUCGGCUACACCCCGAGAGUUUUGGAGCGCCCUGUUGGAGAAGGCUUAUGCCAAGCUCAACGGCUGCUAUGAGGCACUGGAGGGAGGAAACACUGCAGAGGCCCUGAUUGACUUCACUGGGGGUGUUUCAGAGCCCCUCAGUCUGGAUCGCGAGGCCCUCACCUUGCACAGCGACCACAGGAGGACGCUCUUCCAGACGCUAGCCAAGGCGCACGAAUGCAAAGCCCUCAUCACCUGCUCCAUACGGCCAGCAGAGGGGGAGGCGGUGGAGUCGGUGUUGGACUGCGGCCUGGUGCAAGGACACGCUUACGGGAUCACAGCGGUGAGGAAGGUGAGGCUGGGGGAGAAGAGCCUGAAGACGGGCGGGGUGUCCAAACUCUUCAUGGUGCGCAUGAGGAACCCAUGGGGGACCACAGACUGGACGGGCGCCUGGAGUCAAAGGUCGCAGCAGUGGCAACAGAUGAGUCGUGCAGAGAGGGAGAAGAUGGGCCUCAUUGUUCGGGACGUUGGGGAGUUCUGGAUGGAUUUCGAGGAUUUCUGUCACUACUUCACGGACGUGGUGGUGUGCCGGCUGGUGGAGAGAGCUCUGCUGUGGCCCAGCUGUCACUGGAGAGAAGUGUGCUGCUACGGGGAGUGGGCUCCGGCCCCCACCACCCCUGGAUACCCUCCAUCCACCGUCCUCCACGGCGACUUUGCUCUGACCCUAGGUAAGACAAACGUCAAACCUGGAGGGACCGAGCAGCGGGGGAACCGAAAGGAGGCCCGGCUCGGGGAGAGUCAGCAGGAGGGACGGAAAAGAGGACGGUGUGAGCGAGAUAAGGCUGUUAAAAAAGUGAUGAAGGAAGAUGAUGGUGGAGAGAGGAAUGGAGGAUGGGAGCCACAGGUGGAUAAGAGGAGUCGAUGUGGAGGAUGCAUCAACCAUCGAGAGACUUUCCUGCACAAUCCACAGUUUAUGUUUGAGGUUGGAGGCAAAGAGGAGGAGGUGCUGAUCUGUCUGCAGCAGGAGGACAGGAGGAUACAAAGGAAAGAUGGAGGAGGAGAAAACCUGCCUAUCGGCUUUGAGGUGCUGAAGGCGGAGGUGAACCGCUGCAGCCGUGUGCAGUGCGUGGUGGAGCAGGCGGCCAGCUCCGUCUACAUGGACUCCCGCAGCGUAACACUGAGGGCAACUCUGGCUCCAGGCCGCUACGUCGUGCUGCCCACCACCUUCCUGCCGGGUGCAACCGGACGCUUCUUGCUACGACUCUUCUCCCAUUCCCAUGUCAGACUCAGGGAACUGAGGGAGGAUUUGCCGUCUCCCUCUGUGUUCCAGUGUUUUCUACCUCAGCCUACAGUGGUGACCACCGUUCAUCUCUGCAGAGCGUCAGGACUCAGCCCUCCCAAACAGACAGCUCCAGAUGUUUAUGCCACAGUGCGAUGCGAGAACGACACCAUCAGGACACGGGUGUUCAAGGCGGAGGGAAACCCUGAAUUCAACCUCAGAACCAUCUUCUACAGGAGAUACCCCAACACACACAUCUCUGUCGAGCUGUGGAGCAGGGGCCUGCUGUGGGACUCGGUGCUUGGCGUGGCUCAACUCCAGACGGCCAAGGCUGAGAAGAGUCGGAGUCAUGUGAUUGAUCUACGAGGUGGCCAAUCCGGCUCGGGAUACCGAGGUCGCAUCUAUAUUGAGACGUCCUCCAGCGUCUGCCUCACAGACUUGUGACAGCAUCGUCUGGUUGCCCUGGUAACUACAUCCAGCCAUGGCAACCACUGUCCUCCCUGGUGGAGGCUUGUGUUGGACAGUUCCUAAAAAUAUAUUUAACAAAAGGUGCAAAUAACAUAUUAAGUUUCUAUUAUUUAACAGAUGAGUGGUUAUGUGUAUCUGCCGGUCAGAUGUGCAGGUGGGCAUCCUUCAUGACUUCAGCAGUUUAACCAAAAAAGUGAAACUGCUGCCAAAACAAGUUUUGUUUUGUGUUAUUAUAAUAUUUAUUAAUUAUACUCAUGUUGUCAUCAUUGUUGAUUAACAUGUUUGAAUGCAAUGUACAGGUGCUGGUCAAUAAAUUAGAAUAUCAUCAAAAAGUUGAUUUAUUUAAGUAAUUCCAUUCAAAAAGUGAAACUUGUGUACUGUAUACAUUCAUUCCACACAGACUGAUAUAUUUCAAGUGUUUAUUUCUUUUAAUUUUGAUGAUUAUAACUGACAACUAAUGAAAACCCCAAAUUCAGUAUCUCAGAAAAUUAGAAUAUUGUGAAAAGGUUGAAUAUUGAAGACACCUGGUGCCACACUCUAAUCAGCUGAUUAACUCAAAACACCUGCAAAGGCCUUUAAAUGGUCUCUCAGUCUAGUUCUGUAGGCUACACAAUCAUGUCGACGACUGCUGACUUGACAGUUGUCCAAAAGAUGACCAUUGACACCUUGCACAAGGAGGGCAAGACACAAAAAGGUCAUUGCUAAAGAGGCUGGCUGUUCACAGAGCUCUGUGUCCAAGCACAUUAAUAGAGAGGCGAAGGGAAGGAAAAGAUGUGGUAGAAAAAAGUGUACAAGCAAUAGGGAUAAAUGCACCCUGGAGAGGAUUGUGAAACAAAACCCAUUCAAAAAUGUGGGGGAGAUUCACAAAGAGUGGACUGCAGCUGGAGUCAGUGCUUCAAGAACCACCACACACAGACGUAUGCAAGACAUGGGUUUCAGCUGUCGCAUUCCUUGUGUCAAGCCACUCUUGAACAAGAGACAGCGUCAGAAGCAUGGUUUGGGGAGCCAUGUCAUCUGCUGGUGUUGGUCCACUGUGUUUUCUGAGGUCCAAGGUCAACGCAGCCGUCCACCAGGAAGUUUUAGAGCACUUCAUGCUUCCUGCUGCUGACCAGCUUUAUGGAGAUGCAGAUUUCAUUUUCCAACAGGACUUGGCACCUGCACACAGUGCCAAAGCUACCAGUACCUGGUUUAAGGACCAUGGUAUCCCUGUUCUUAAUUGGCCAGCAAGCUCACCUGACCUGAACCCCAUAGAAAAUCUAUGGGGUAUUGUGAAGAGGAAGAUGCGAUACGCCAGACCCAACAAUGCAGAGGAGCUGAAGGCCGCUAUCAGAGCAACCUGGGCUCUCAUAACACCUGAGCAGUGCCACAGACUGAUCGACUCCAUGCCACGCCGCAUUGCUGCAGUAAUUCAGGCAAAAGGAGCCCAGACUAAGUAUUGAGUGCUGUACAUGCUCAUACUUUUCAUGUUCAUACUUUUCAGUUGGCCAACAUUUCUAAAAAUCCUUUUUUUUGUAUUGGUCUUAAGUAAUAUUCUAAUUUUUCUGAGAUACUGAAUUUGGGAUUUUCAUUAGUUGUCAGUUAAAAUCAUCAAAAUGAAAAGAAAUAAACAUUUGAAAUAUAUCAGUCUUUGUGUAAAUGAAUGAAUAUAAUAUACAAGUUUCACUUUUUGAAUGGAAUUACUGAAAUAAAUCAACUUUUUGAUGAUAUUCUAAUUUAUUGACCAGCACCUGUAUUUUGAUUAAAUAAUUAACAUUGUGCAAGUCAGUUUUCAUGUCAUUAAAUGUCUCCAUUUUAUGAACUUCAAUUUGUUUAUUUGAGUUUAAAUCAAUGAAAUAAUAAUAAUAAAACUAGCCUACAUUUUUAAAAACUUAUUUAAGAAAACACUUUCAGUUUAUCCUUCAGCCUAGAGAGUGUUGUUGCAAUAAGGUUUGCAUUCUUGCAUGUUUGUUUAUUCACUUCUGCUGACGUCAAACGGCCUCAUAUCUUACAGUGACUAGGCAAAGGCAAAGUGAAAGGUGGUGUAAAUAGCAACGAAAAGAUCUAACUUUUUUUCUGAUCUUUUCAUCGGCAGCAAAAUGUUGCAUUUUGAGAUACUGUGUUAGUCUUACCUUAAAAUCACACGCACAAAGCGAAAAUAAAAGAGCCUUACAAUAAAAGAGCCUGAA
This is a messenger RNA of Seriola aureovittata, 5011 nucleotides long. RefSeq names its product calpain-5-like. The transcript has 15 exons. The record is from RefSeq and is a predicted model, not a curated record. Gene Ontology annotation, biological process: proteolysis. Bases 666 to 2822 code for a protein of 718 amino acids. Gene Ontology annotation, cellular component: cytoplasm. Gene Ontology annotation, molecular function: calcium-dependent cysteine-type endopeptidase activity. NCBI's taxonomy places the organism in Eukaryota, Metazoa, Chordata, Actinopteri, Carangiformes, Carangidae.